Molecule: messenger RNA, 5276 nt
Organism: Felis catus (domestic cat)
Lineage: Eukaryota; Metazoa; Chordata; Mammalia; Carnivora; Felidae
Gene: SH2B3
Product: SH2B adaptor protein 3
Exons: 8
Coding region: 372-2108 (578 amino acids)
Biological process (GO): intracellular signal transduction
Cellular component (GO): plasma membrane
Molecular function (GO): transmembrane receptor protein tyrosine kinase adaptor activity
Source: RefSeq, a predicted model, not a curated record
GGCGGCAUGGGCUCGGGCCACCGCCUCCGCCCGGCCGCCCGCCCGGACUGUCGCGGCCCGUGGUGGCGACGGCGGCGGCAGCAACAGCAAAGUUUCUCCGGUGGCGGCCCGGGGGCGCAUCCUCCCGCAACUGUCAAGCGCUGGCGGCGGAAAUGAUGAGGCGCUGGCCAUUUUCCGAGCCCGGGUUUCCUGCCUGAGCCCCGCUCAAGCGAGUCGCGAGCCAGGAGCCGGCGCGCGGGAGAGAACGCGCCCGGGGCGGGGGCCCGCCCGCCCCCUCGGGAUUUCGGGGGGCCGGGGGCGCGCGACGCCAUGGGCCGGCCGGGCCCGGACCCCCUCUGUCUCAGCCCGGCCGCCCCACUUCCGUCUCCGCCAUGAACGGGCCCACCCUGCAGCCCUCCUCGGCCUCUUCUGCAUCCGCCCCCUCCUCGUCGGCCGCGGCAGCGUCGCCGUCCCCGCGGGGCUGGAGCGAGUUCUGCGAGCUGCACGCGGUGGCCACGGCCCGGGAGCUGGCCCGGCAGUACUGGCUCUUCGCCCGCGAGCACCCGCAUCACGCGCCGCUGCGCGCCGAGCUCGUGUCGCUCCAGUUCACCGACCUCUUCCAGCGCUACUUCUGCCGCGAGGUGCGCGACGGCUGGACGCCCGGGCCGCCGGGGUCCCGGGCCGCGCCGCCUGCGCGUGACUACCGAGACACGGGCCGCGGGCCCCCGGCCAAGGCCGAGGCGUCCCCGGCCGAGUCGGGCCCCGGUCCCGCCGCCCCCGCGCUGCCCAAGGCCCGCAGCUCCGAGGAGCUGGCCCCGCCGCGACCGUCCGCCGCCUGCACCUUCCAGCACCUGCGCCACAGCCUCCGCCACAUCUUGCGCCGCGGCUCGGCCGGGGAGCUGUCCGCCACCGGGGCCGCGGGGGAGGCGGGCGAAGGCCCGGCGCGGCCCGGCCUGGCCAGGAAGCUCCUGCCCUGGAGCCUGGCCCGCGAGCCGCCGCCCGAGGCCCUCAAGGAGGCAACGCUGCGCUACAGCCUGGCCGACGAAGCGUCCAUGGACAGCGGGGCGCGCUGGCAGCGGGGGCGGCUGGCGCUGCGGCGCACCCGGGGCCCCGACGGCGGAGCGGACCGCGUGCUGGAGCUCUUCGACCCGCCCAAGAGUUCAAAGCCCAAGCUACAGGCAACCUGCACCAAUAUCCAGGAGGUCCGGCGAUGCACACGCCUCGAGAUGCCAGACAACCUCUACACCUUUGUCCUGAAGGUGAAGGACCGGACCGACAUCAUCUUCGAGGUGGAGGACGAGCAGCAGCUGAAUUCCUGGAUGGCUGAGCUCCGGGAGUGCACAGGCCAAGGGCUGGAGAGCACAGACCCAGAGACACAUAUUCCCUCAGCCCUAGAGCCUGGCACGUCCAACUCUCCGGGGGGGAGCACGGAUUCCCUGAACCAAGGUGCUUCUCCUGGGGGGUUGCUGGACCCAACCUGUCAGAAAACAGAUCACUUCCUGUCCUGCUACCCCUGGUUCCAUGGCCCCAUCUCCCGAGUGAAGGCAGCUCAGCUGGUUCAGCUGCAGGGUCCGGAUGCUCAUGGAGUGUUCCUGGUGCGGCAGAGUGAGACACGGCGCGGAGAGUAUGUGCUCACGUUCAACUUCCAAGGCAUCGCCAAGCACCUGCGCCUGUCGCUGACCGAGCGGGGCCAGUGCCGAGUGCAGCACCUCCACUUCCCCUCUGUCGUGGACAUGCUCCACCACUUCCAGCGCUCGCCCAUCCCGCUUGAGUGCGGUGCUGCCUGUGACGUCCGCCUGUCCAGCUACGUGGUAGUCGUCUCCCAGCCACCAGGUUCCUCCAGCACUGUCCUGUUCCCUUUCUCCCUCGCGCACUGGGAUUCGGAGCUGGGCCUUCCCCAUCUCAGUUCUUCUGGCUGUCCACGGGGGCUGGGCCCGGAGGGUCUCCCAGGCCGAUCCUCUCCCCCAGAGCAGAUAUUCCACCUGGUGCCUUCACCUGAGGAACUGGCCAACAGCCUGCGGCACCUGGAGCCUGAACCCACCAGUCGAGCCCGGGACUCAGACUACGAAAUGGACUCCUCCUCCCGGAGCCAUCUCCGGGCCAUAGACAACCAGUACACGCCUCUCUGACGGGCGGUGAGGAACCCUAGGCCUCACACGUGCCCCCGAGGAGCACAAGCAAGCGGAGAUGUGAACUUGUGAAUGUAACCUUCUUUCCUUCCUUCCAGAGAGAGAUUUAAGGGACACUGUUAACUGCUCGUUCCAGUUUGGAUGUGACCCUUCUAUUAGGCCUGUUGAAGGGCCUCCUAUAAGUUUUAUCCAUCCAUCACCUGGCUUUCUCCUUAUUGUUUACAGAUGUAGUUCUUGUUCGCAGAGGCCGCGAGCUCCCACCCUGGGUCCCUAGGACCGGUCCCCAUCCCUCUUAUAGGAGGUGGUGGGGUGAGGGCCAGAUCUGGCAGGCCGAACCUUGGUUCUCUUUUUCACUGACACUGUCACAGCUGAUGACAGACUUUCGGGGGGGGUGGGAGGGUCGUCAGGAAGCCCAAAACACUAACAAGCCCUGGAUUCACCUACGGUUCACCCAUUGUGGCCUCGGUCCACGUGGAGGCCUGCCACUCCCUGUGCCGUAGGUGAACACAUCAAUCCUGCUCCGACUCAGCUUCGGGACAAAGCUCAAGGUUAAAAUGAUUUUAAACACUUUACCUCAGAUUAACUUUUCAAAGGAUUCAGGUUUCAAAACUAAACCAUUGCUUAUUUUGUUGCACUCUUUAAUACUCAUGCGAUUUUGCAGUCUGAGACAGCUAUGCAAACCCUACUUGACUUGUUCCCAGUCUGAGCCAGCAUGCCUGGCUUCUGUGUCUUUUGCAUCCUCAGGACAGUCACCUGCUGCUGAGUAGCCACUGUCCUUCCUAAAUGUGGAGAAGUGAAGUACAUCACCCUUUCAGGGAAAUUCAGGCAACUACUGAAACAGGGUGGCAAGGAGGAAUUCUACCCUGGUGCCUUAACGAACAAAAAAACUGGAUUCUGGUUUACAGUAGCUUUAUGGUUAAACCAGUUUACCCAAGGGGUGAUAAGGGGCGAGGAAGGAGCAAGCAAAAAGGGAGGAAGGGCUCCUGGCCCCUUUCUUCUAAAAAAUCCUUCACCACCAGGGCUGGCUCGGAACCCCCCCCCCCCCCCCCCCAAGCAUUUAACGGCUGGCUCAUAAACUAUCCCGCAAGGUUUUGGGCUUGUUCUUGAAUCAAAAUGGGAACUAGGAAAUCUGGUGCCACAACUAGUGAGAAAUUCCUUUAACAGCCCACACUCAGUGUUCCGUUCCAGCUGCUUCACUUGAGGAGGAAUGUGUGUGCGUACACACUUGGGCGCACAUCUCCAACAGCUGGGGGGUGGGGUCCUGCAGUUAAAUCUCCAUCUAUACUUGCCUUUCACCAGGGAUAGAAUUCACAGGGGGGCUGGCUCCUCCCAGAACUUUCAGGCAGAGGCUCAGAAACAAGGGGGCAGUGACAGAGUGGAGCCAGCUGCUCUGGGUGCCAGCAGAGACAUUUGACACAGUCACCAGGCUGGCUUCUAGGAAACUGAGAGUUUAGCACAACUUAACAUUUAUAGACACAUCACUCAGAAACUAAAUUUAAACCCUGGCCUACGACUAACUACUGCCUGCCUUAUCUGGGGUGAGGGUUUGGUUUGCUCCCUCUAGCCAUUCUCUGUGCUCCCAGAGGUCAGACUUCUGUAAAAAAAAAAAAAAAAAAAAAAAAAAUUGGGGGGGGGGCGGGGGAGGAAGCAGUCCCCUCUUCACCACUUUAAAAACCAAUGCUCCUGAGUGUUUUCACAGAUUGCAAAGCAGAUCCAUUCCUGAUCCAAAUCAGUGGUCUUUUUCUAAGGACACUUUUCUUUCCUUUUCUACACAAGGCAUGUUUCUCUAAGUAAUGAAUGCUAAGUGAGGUGUGAUCCAGAAAAGUAAGCACUGUUCCUAUUUCUCUUUUAAAAGAGAAAGCUCAUUCUAGAAAGUCAAUGCUGACAAGUCACUGGUACAGAUUUUCCCCUUGUCUGCACAGGAAAGGGGCCAAGUAGCCAACAACCCAAGUUUUUCCCCUCCCUGUAGCCAGAAGUGUAAACAUCUGGGAUGUGACCUCUUUAAGGUAGGGGCACUCACUCCUUAGCUUCUCACCAUACAAUUCUCAGGUUAAUGCCAGGAGGCAAGCCAGGCACAGCCAACCAGCAGCUCUGACCCACUGGCUACAGAGGACAAGAUCAGACUCCGUGACAGAUAAUUGGGAGUCACCCACCUCCAGACUGCUUCGGUGUAAAGUGUUCAAGGAAAACGCUUCCUUUUUAAACAUGUCUGAGUUGCCAGGACAGCUCAAAUACCUCCUGAAAAAAAAGCCCCCUCAUGGCCUGGGAAGAAGUGACACUGAGCCAAUGCCUUUACUUUCUGCUAGAGCAGGUUCAGCUCGAGGGAAAGGCUCCCCGGGCUUGAUGCCUUCACAGCCAAUGAGGCAAUGUCCCCGCCAGCCCAUCGUGGUCACAGCAUAUCCCACCACCCUCCUCCUCCUGGCCCCAGUGUGACCGCUGCUGGCAGCAAGGAACCAACAGCCCCCACCGGGAGCCCAGGCUCUGAGUGCCAAAAGAACGUAAGCAUCACGACCCUCCAGUUCUCUCCGGUCACAAACGACAAGGACAGCCUGACUGCUCCCAGCACCAUCACUCCAUUCUUCCGUCUUGAAUCAACUUUUACAAACUAAUAGUCACCAGCACCAAAGAAUUAAGUCAACUAACCUGCCUUGAAUUUUAGACCAGCAAUCCAUAUGGCUUUAUCUGGUAUAAAUCUUCUGCCUUUGAUCAUUUCUGGACCGUGUAGGAAAAAGGAAUAGCAAUCAUUAAAAUCUUAGGCCAGAGAACACUAUUUUUACAUAACAGUUUCUUUAACCUAAAAUCAAGGCCUUGAACUCUUCCCUAAGUGUUGCCGGGGAUUCCUUCAUGCUUUUAAUUCAGGGCUACAUCUCUUAUCGCACAUGUCAUGUGAGCUCCAACAUCUCCCACAGGCUAGAGGAACUUGAUAGUAUAGUAUCCACUGCCUCUUAACAAGGACACAUCUGACAUCCAGCGUUUGCUUGGAAUAAGCAGCACAUUGUAAUGACAGAGUAAAUGGAUCCAUUCUGUAUCAUCAUAGGCAGAAAGUAUUUGGCAAAUUUUUAUGUAUUGUUUAUGUACUGUACAAGUAACUUAUUCUUGAAUAAUGCAGAUUUUGCUAUAAUGUACAAACUGCUACACGGGAAUUAAAAAAAGUUUUCAGAAUCUUGA